AAAAUGACCCUCAACAACGUUACCAUGCGUCGCACCCACAACAACAGCCUGCAGCAGCAGCAGCAGCGAUGGAGCAUCCCUGCUGAUGGAAAGAAUCUUCUGGUCCAGAAAGACUCCAAUGAGUACAACCCGCAGAAGCGAUACACCAUCAGUCCCGAUGAAUACUACAGAAGGAGCUGGUCCUCGGAGUCGUCUGACUCUGUCAUCUCCUCUGAGUCUGGCAGCAAUUGCUACCGGGUGGUCCUGAUCGGGGAGCAGAGUGUAGGCAAGUCCUCGCUAGCCAACAUCUUUGCGGGAGUGCACGACAGCAUCGACAGCGACUGUGAGGUGCUGGGAGAAGACACGUAUGAAAGAACCCUGAUGGUGGAUGGGGAAAGUGCAACUAUUAUACUGCUCGACAUGUGGGAUAAUAAGCGUGAGGGAGAAUGGAUUCGAGACCACUGCAUGCAAGUGGGAGAUGCAUACUUGAUUGUCUACUCUAUCACAGACCGGGCGAGCUUUGAGAAGGCCUCUGAACUCAGAAUAGAGCUCCGCAGGGCACGCCAGAAAGAAGACAUCCCCAUUAUUUUGGUUGGCAACAAAAGUGACCUUGUCAGGUGCCGUGAAGUUUCAGUGGCAGAGGGACGAGCCUGUGCUGUCGUAUUUGACUGCAAGUUCAUCGAGACCUCAGCAGCCGUGCAGCACAACGUGAAAGAGCUGUUUGAAGGCAUCGUACGGCAAGUCCGGCUCCGCAGGGACAGCAAGGAAAAGAAUGAGAAGCGACUGGCGUACCAGAAACGGAGAGAGAGCAUCCCCAAGAAAGCCAGGCGGUUUUGGGGCAAAAUAGUUGCCAAGAACAACAAGAAUAUGGCCUUCAAACUCAAGUCAAAGUCUUGCCAUGACCUAUCGGUACUUUAAGAACGCUGGACUCUGCCAGAGCUUGUGGCAUUUUGUGGACAUUAUCUAACUAUGUCAUGGGACAAUCAAUCAAUCUAUAUUAGAUUGGGCUAUCAAAGUGACUUAGGUUCACAGUUGUGAUUGUAAUGAUACGUGCUGGCAUAAGAACAGCACAGUGCAUGGAAAUAUCUCUCUUUCUUUUUUUGUUGGUAGUUUUAAAAGAAAAGUAUAGACCAGAAUGACCCAAAGUUAUGCUGGGAAGUGUUCUGGAGUAUACCUGUUGUUUCUCCUCUCACCUUUGGAUAGUAGUGUAACCUCAAACCAUCAUGACUGGG
Molecule: messenger RNA, 1211 nt
Organism: Nipponia nippon (crested ibis)
Lineage: Eukaryota; Metazoa; Chordata; Aves; Pelecaniformes; Threskiornithidae
Gene: GEM
Product: GTP binding protein overexpressed in skeletal muscle
Biological process (GO): negative regulation of high voltage-gated calcium channel activity
Cellular component (GO): plasma membrane
Molecular function (GO): GTP binding; GTPase activity; calcium channel regulator activity
Source: RefSeq, a predicted model, not a curated record